AUGGACACAAUUAAGAAAGCAAUUGGGAGCGCCUUCGACCCUAAUACCGACAUUCCUGACCUCAGCGGAAGGGUAUAUGUAGUGACUGGCGGCUCCGCUGGUAUUGGCUAUGGGAUCGUUGCCCACCUCCUCCAACACAACCCUGCCAAGAUCUAUCUCCUUUCGAACAAAGAAGACCACGCCGACGAAGCUCAAGAGGCGCUCAAGGAAUGGGGCGACACGAGCAAAGUGGAGUGGCGGAAGUGUAACCUCGAAGACCUAAAGCAAGUGGAUGAGGUAGCCAAAUCGCUGGCAAAGGAGUUGGGCAGACUCGAUGCGUUGAUUUGCAACGCGGGCCUGGGUGUCGGCGUGUACAAUGAAACGCGCGAUGGCCUGGACAGCCACAUGCAGGUCAACGUCUUCUCCCAGGCUCACCUCACACUGGUCCUGUUGCCUAUUUUGCAAAAGACGCCAGACUCGCGCAUCGUCCACCAGUCGUCCGAACUGCACAGGGGUUCAGACUCGAGCAUGAAGUUUGAGUCGAUCCAAGAGAUCAACCAGGAUAUCGGUGCCACCAAGCUCUACAACCGUACCAAAUUGGCACAGAUUCUUUUCCUCCACCAGCUGUAUUCCCUCAUCAAGGCCGGCAAAUACGGGCAGGUUACAGACAGCACGGGUUUGCCGUGGAUCAACGCAACACAUCCUGGUGGUGUGUCGACGGAUCAGCAAAAUCAGGCUGUCGAAGCAUAUGGCACCGCUGGCAAGGCUGGAGUAAAGGCCGUGCGACCUUUCAUGAAGGAUCCAGUGUCUGAAGGCUGUCGACCCGCACUGUUUGCUGCGACGUCGCCUGAUAUUGUGAAGAACCAGAUCCAGAACUCGUACAUUGUUCCCGACAAGAAGCCGCAAGAGCCAUCCAAGCAGGCGCAAGACGAAAAUCUGCAGCGUAACCUGUGGAAGCUGACCAAGGAGGUUUUGGAGUCAAGGCUUGGUGAAUUGCCGUAUGAAAUGUAGAGUAGUAUCAUCGAUGCGGUGUAGUUCUCGAGUCCAAAUAUCGGUCCGACCUCACGGUUGAAUACCACACAAUCUU
This is a messenger RNA of Exserohilum turcica Et28A, 1066 nucleotides long. RefSeq lists its product as uncharacterized. The transcript is spliced from 3 exons. NCBI's taxonomy places the organism in Eukaryota, Fungi, Ascomycota, Dothideomycetes, Pleosporales, Pleosporaceae. The record is from RefSeq and is a predicted model, not a curated record. The coding region runs from base 1 to 990 and encodes 329 amino acids.